Molecule: messenger RNA, 4770 nt
Organism: Leptosia nina
Lineage: Eukaryota; Metazoa; Arthropoda; Insecta; Lepidoptera; Pieridae
Source: the annotation of a GenBank genome assembly
AUGGUGAAUUCUGAUUCACCAUGCAAAUCAUUAGAAACAAAAAGGGAUAGAACUUGGUUAUAUAAAGAGUAUUAUAGUGGCGAUAGAGAUUCUGAAGGGAGGAGGGAUGGUCACGGAAGGAAUAAUUGGUCUGGAGCAAAGUCCCUAGAAAGUUACCAUGGCAAUUUCUCACAUGACACAAUGCACGGUCCUGGUGAAUACCGUUGGAGACACCACGGCCAACACGGAGCCUUUACUUACGAGGGGUACUUUUAUAAUAAUAGUAUGCAUGGAUAUGGGAUUAUAUCCUUUCCAGAUGGACGGACCUUUAGAGGUAUUUUCAACAAUAACAUAAGAUGGGGUCCCGGUGUACAGUCGCAUACGACGAUGCACGAAGAUGUAGGACUCUGGAGAGGCGCACAGCUAAUAAGACUUGCUUGGAAGCCGCCUACGCCAAGUGUAGCACCUGAUUUAAUGUCUCAUUUAGUUGGAAGGUCGAUCGUGGAAUCGCAUAGACGGCUGUUGGCAACGAAAACUAAAAUCAUAGGUGAAACUAACAGCGCAUUGGAUCUCCUAAAAGACUGCGGUGCUAAUCCGGAAUCAGCUGUGGAGAGAUGGAUUAAGCUGUAUCCGAAGGAUUGCACGGACCUCGCCAGUCCACUGUGUAAUAUUGAGCAUUUCGAUCGCGAAUAUUACAAAGGAAACAUACAGACGACAUUGAAAGAAGUAUCUGAAUUACAAUUUGAGGAUCCACAAAGCACCGGGGACCGUAUUCAAAACGAAUUUUACUAUGCGUGGAACAAUAAUAAUACUAUAAUUAACAUGAUGAAACAUUGUUAUCAACACGAGCGACAGAGAGACAAAUCUCAAAUAGAUUUGACAUCAAUUUUAUCUGGUCCAAGAAGAUCAUUCAGGUCAGCCGGAGCACAUGAAGCUGACUGCAGGGCACUGCUUUUGACCAGUUACUUAGGAUAUAUUGUUAAUGUCGCACAAUUAAUAAAUAGCCAAAAUGUCCACCCGAACAUUUGUGAUAUGCAAGGGAAUUCAGCUGUUAUGUACGCUACGUGUGGAGAUCAAGCUGAUGUUAUCCGCUUUCUUGUGGAAGCUGGUGCCAGUGUAAAUGACUUUAAUGAUUCUUGUUGCACACCUUUAGGAGUAGCACUUAUGCGGUUCAGUUGUGCUGUUAAUGAGAUACCUCCAAACUUGAUGCUUCAAGCUCUAAUACCUCCACCAGUUUCACCUGCACCUGCCACAGGCGAACCAAAAGUCUUCGAAUGGAAUAUAUUACGGGAUCAGUGGUCGCAAAGUACUGGUCCCAUGUUAAACAAAUCUCCUAGCAAAACGGGAAAGAGUGGUAGUUCUAAAAGAAUUAAAUCCCUAAUGUCUAUCAAGGACCAACCGCCAGGCAAAAAGAAAACUGAUACUACACCUCUUAAGGCACCCGAACCCGCCUAUGAUUCUGAUGAUUCGCUAUCGGAUAAUAAAAAAAUUUAUAUAGAUGCCAAUAAAGAAUAUUCUAUUAAAGUCAAUGAUAUAUUUUUAAACGCAUACGCCGAUGUACCCUAUAUAUUCGAAGUAAGAGAUAUGAUAAUGGACAUUGAAACUACCGAAGACGAGCCAAAGAAAGUGCCGGAAAAGAAUCCAAAAAAGGUUGCUUCAAAGGUUAUUAAAGACACAAUGAAGACGAGUAAAGUUCUUCUUGGUCAAAGCAAAGAAAUAGUAGGCGAUUCUUCACAAACCAGUUUCGAAAAAGUACGUACGGAAAUGUUGGCUAAAAUGAAACUGACGUUACUCGAACUGCUGGCAAAUGGUGCUAAGCCGCAGCUGGUUCGGUGUCCACAAUCAGCGUUAGUGAUCGCAAUAACGAGCAAUAGCCCAGAUUUGAUCAAACAUUUAAUUAAUUAUGGCGCUGAUGUAAAUGAAAUUUAUCCACAAAUAUAUGGUUAUUCACCAUUAGAUGUGGCAGUGGCAAGACCAUUCACUUGGGACAACUUAGAAAUAAUAAGAGCGUUACUAGAAUGCGGUGCAAAUGCAAGGCGAGGUAUUCACUAUCAAGUUGAUUCAUCGGAUAUAACAGUUGCUGUAACACGAGGAUCGCCGCCUACUUUGCUGCAUGCUGUUCUAGCUAGGAGGGUGGAGGGCGAACCUGAAGAAGAGGUACGCCGUCAAUUAGUUAAUCUUCUCCUGGAUUACAACUGCAAUGCAAUUUCACAAUUCAAAGGAAGAUCUGCGAUGGAUGUAGCUAUGACGAAGAAUAUUGAUUUAUUCGAUGUUUUCAUAAGAAACAGAAGGACUAACCUGAACUGCACCAUCAAUGACCUGAAUCAGACUGUUUUAGUGAAAAUGUUUUGGAACCCUUAUUUUAAGAGUAUUGGCAGUUUAGAGAGAAUUCAAACGCUUACUAAUCUACUAGUAUAUGGUGCUGAUCCUCUGCUACCGUGUGAAAAUGGAACAGAAAAAUACAAAAAUAUAUUUGUCUUCGCCAAGAAGACAUUGGGUGAAAUGGAAAACAUACAAUCAGUCGGUGUCCAAGACCCAAAAGUAAAGAAGCCUGAAAAAUCUAAGAAAGAAGAAAAGUUAUCCACCAAAUCCAUAGGGAAAAUGGUAACAGAUGACAAAGAAGAUUACAAACAGGCUAUAGAGCUUGUAACAGAAUGUGCCAGACUUCUACACAUCCGAUGGUUGCAAGGAAAAUUGAUAAAGGAACUAAUCGAAACUAUAGACAAAUACAAACAUCGGCAAUGGAAUAUAAUUCUAAAGGAUUGUAAAAAUAAGAAAGGCAUCGGUGUUUGGAUUACACCGCUUCGCUGUAUCGAAGUUUGGAAUAUCCUCGCUUCCACAAAGAAGAAAAAUUUUACCGACCGAAGAGUUUUGAAACAUCUACUUAAUAUUGUGACAUUUCUUGCUUGGCGAUUCUAUUACCCGAAAAAGAACGACUUUACCCCUGGAGCAAGAGUAACCGCCGUUGUAAAGGAUCUUAUUGAAAAGGAUGUGAACUUUAUUUUAAAAGAAAAUAAGCCGGCGGGCCAAAAGAUUGACGAAGACAGCCUGUCUUGGAAGUGCUCAUAUGUGAAGCCUGAAUUGGAUAAGACGGAAAACAAGUUCAAAGUUUGCUUCGAAUGUGCAUUGCCAUUAGCUGAAACCAGUAUAAAGUGCAGCGUUUGUAAACUUGUUUCGUUCUGUUCCCUGGAUUGUAUGAGAAAAAAUAUAGAAAGAGCUAACUGUCAUCCAUGUAGCAACGAGUUGAAAAUUAAUACCUUUCCCACCAUGGCUUCAGCUGCAAAGAAAAUUAAACUUUCGAAACCGUCAUCUAGCACCGAAACGAAAACAAGUUUGGAAGAGUUCGCUAAAAGUAUUCAGAAAAAGCGGGAAAGUACCGCGGAGUCAAUUUUACAGUAUAAGUUUAAUAAGAAACGCGUUAGAAUAAUAUCUCAGGAGCAAAUGGUACCAGAUAAAUGUGAGGGAGUAGUCUAUUGGAUGUCAAGAGACAGUCGUGUGCAAGAUAAUUGGGCUUUCCUAUUUGCUCAGAAGCUAGCAUUAAAGAAUGAAGUACCGCUUCACGUGUGUUUCUGUUUAAUUGCCAAAUAUUUAGAUGCGUCGGUGCGACAGUUUCACUUUUUAAUCAAAGGAUUAGAAAAAGUUGCAUCCGACUGUAAAAAACUAAAUAUAUCGUUCCACUUAUUGGAGGGAAGUGGGGCUGAUGCAUUACCACAAUGGGUUGAAAAACAUCAUAUUGGAGCUGUAGUCUGUGAUUUUAAUCCUUUGAGAGUGCCACUAAGUUGGCUUGAUGGGGUUAAGAAGAAGCUUAAGAAGGAUGUCCCUUUAAUACAGGUUGACACACACAAUAUAGUACCCUGCUGGGUGGCAUCAGAUAAGCAAGAAUACUCAGCGCGAACAAUCAGGAAUAAAAUCAACUCUAAAUUAGAUGAAUAUCUCACAGAAUUCCCGCCUGUUAUCAAACACCCUUACACAAGCAAGUUUGACUCCGAGCCUAUAGAUUGGGAUGAUGCCAUAGAAUCUCGUGAAGCUGAUAAGUCAGUAGGACCAAUAGAAUGGGCAGAACCAGGAUAUGAUGAAGCCAUUAAAAUGUUAAAGGGAUUUAUAGACACGAGGCUUAAAAUUUUCGCAACAAAACGUAAUGAUCCUACACAUAAUGCACUAAGCAAUAUGUCGCCCUGGUUUCAUUUUGGUCAAAUAUCCGUUCAACGAGUUGCAUUAUGUGUACAAGAGUACAAAUCUAAGUACACAGAGAGUGUGAAUGCAUUUCUAGAAGAAGCAAUAGUGAGAAGAGAGUUGGCAGAUAACUUCUGCUUUUAUUGUGAUAAAUAUGAUAGCAUUAAGGGGGCUAGUAACUGGGCACAAAAGACACUUGAUGAUCACAGAAAAGAUAAACGGACGCACAUAUACAACUUAGAACAGCUAUGCAAAGCUGAAACACAUGAUGACCUAUGGAACUCAGCACAACUUCAGUUGGUGCGCGAAGGGAAGAUGCACGGUUUCCUACGAAUGUACUGGGCUAAGAAGGUUCUCGAAUGGACGCCGAGCCCUGAAGAGGCACUACGCUGCUCGAUAUACAUGAAUGAUCAUUACAGCGUAGACGGUAGAGACGCUAGUGGUUAUACUGGUUGCAUGUGGUCCAUAUGCGGCAUUCACGAUCAAGGUUGGGCGGAGCGAGCGGUGUUCGGGAAGAUCCGUUACAUGAACUACGAGGGCUGCAAACGAAAGUUUGACAUUAAGGCGUUUAUCGCAAGAUACGGCGGUAAAGUGCAUAAAUAUGUGCCCAAGAAAUAA